Molecule: messenger RNA, 2969 nt
Organism: Pipra filicauda (Wire-tailed manakin)
Lineage: Eukaryota; Metazoa; Chordata; Aves; Passeriformes; Pipridae
Gene: SOX13
Product: SRY-box transcription factor 13
Exons: 14
Coding region: 48-1883 (611 amino acids)
Biological process (GO): cell fate commitment; regulation of transcription by RNA polymerase II
Cellular component (GO): nucleus
Molecular function (GO): RNA polymerase II cis-regulatory region sequence-specific DNA binding; DNA-binding transcription factor activity, RNA polymerase II-specific
Source: RefSeq, a predicted model, not a curated record
CGGGCGGCGGCGGGACCGGGCACAGCGCGGCAGCGCCGGCGGAGCCGAUGUCCAUGAGGAGCCCUGUUUCCCCCCACCUGGAGCUGGAUGGAGCGGGCAGCAUGGUGAACUGCACCAUCAAGACGGAGGAGAAGAAGGAGGGUGGUUACGAGUCCCCUCCAGGGGCUGCCCCCAGUGCUGAGCCCUGUCCCAACGACCCCCCAGGGCCACCACCGAGGGACAGCACUGACACCCAGGCCCUGCCACAGGAGUCCCGCUCUCCCGCCGGGGAUGUGCCCGAGCCCCGGCGCUCCGCCUUCGAGCCCGCCGGCAGCGGCCAGGACAAGCUGGACUUCAACAGGAACCUGAAGGAGGUGAUGCCAACCAUCGAGAAGUUGCUGUCCAGUGACUGGAAGGAGCGGCUGCUGGGCCGAAACUCCGCCGAGUCCAAGGAAGUGAAAGGAACCCAGGAGAGCCUGGCAGAGAAGGAGCUCCAGCUCCUUGUCAUGAUCAACCAGCUGUCCACGCUGCGGGACCAGCUGCUGACGGCCCACUCGGAGCAGAAGAACAUGGCCACGAUGCUCUUCGAGAAGCAGCAGCAGCAGAUGGAGCUGGCGCGGCAGCAGCAAGAGCAGAUCGCCAAGCAGCAGCAGCAGCUCAUCCAGCAGCAGCACAAAAUCAACCUGUUACAGCAGCAGAUCCAGCAGGUCAACAUGCCCUACGUGAUGAUUCCUGCCUUCACCCCCAGCCACCAGCCCCUCCCCGUCACCCCCGACUCCCAGCUGGCACUGCCCAUCCAGCCCAUCCCCUGCAAACCAGUGGAUUACCCGGUGCAGCUGCUGCACAGCCCCCCUCCUCCCACGCUGAAGAGACCCGCCGGCCCGGGCCACCUCCAGAUGCAGGAGACCUCGCAGCCGCUGAACCUGACGGCCAAACCCAAAGGUUCCGACCUCCCCAGUGCCUCCAGUUCGCCCAGUUUGAAGAUGGGCGGCUGCCAGUCCCUCACGCCGAGCCACGGGGCCACCAGGGACCUGCAGACCAGCCCGUCCAACCUGCCUCUGGGGUUCCUGGGCGAAGGCGAUGCCAUCACCAAAGCCAUCCACGACGCGCGGCAGCUGCUGCACGGCCACGGCGCAGCCAUGGAGGGGUCGCUGGGCAACCCCUACCGCAAGGAGCACGUCGGGAUCGAUUCCUCCCCGGUGAAGGAGCGGAUGGAGGAGCCCCCUGCCCACCGGCUGGACGAGGCGCUGCUGACCUGUGAGAUGGACGGCUCCCGGCACUUCCCCGAGUCCAGGAACAACAACCACAUCAAGCGGCCCAUGAACGCCUUCAUGGUGUGGGCCAAGGACGAGAGGAGGAAGAUCCUGCAGGCCUUCCCGGACAUGCACAACUCCAGCAUCAGCAAGAUCCUGGGUUCCCGCUGGAAAUCCAUGUCCAACCAGGAGAAGCAGCCGUACUACGAGGAGCAGGCGCGGCUGAGCCGGCAGCACCUGGAGAAAUACCCCGACUACAAGUACAAGCCCCGGCCCAAACGGACCUGCAUCGUGGAGGGGAAGCGGCUGCGCGUGGGCGAGUACAAGGCGCUGAUGAGGAACCGGCGGCAGGACGCCAGGCAGGGCUACGUGAUGGGGCCCCAGGGCAGCCAGGUGCCCCCCGGCUCCUCGGACGUGCUGUACCCGCGGCCCGUGGGGGUCCAGCUGCCGCCCCCCCUGAUGGAGCACUACCUGCCCCGCAGCGUGGACCCCAACAUGCCCGUCAUCGUCAACACCCGCAGCCUCAAGGACGAGGACGGUGGGGACGACGGGCACUCGGUGGCCGACGGGGACAUGUACCGCUACAGCGAGGAGGAGGACUCGGAGGGCGACGACAAGAGCGACGGGGAGCUGGUGGUGCUGACGGACUGAGGGGGGCACGGGGGGCGCUCGGGGGGGGUGGCAGGGCUGGCUGGCACCACCGAGGAGGUCCCAGCGUCUCCUGCUGGGAUGGGGCUCGGCCGAAGGGAGCGUCGCUGCCCGCCCGCAAGCGGGUGCCGUGAAGGCGGGCACUCAAAUUUGGGUGGUGGUGAGCGGUGGGGCUGUGGUUGGGAUGUGCUGGUGGCACUGGCAAGGUGGUGAGGGCUGGCUAGGCCUUGCCCCAGCGGCAUGGGGAGCUGAGGCCACCCCGCUUGCCGAUGUGGGUGCCACGGCUGCUGCGUUGUCACCCCCGGAGGGGACCUGAGGGUGUCAGGCUGCAGGAGACACUCCAGAGCAUCUCCCAGCCCUCCAGAGCCUGUGGUCUCACAGGGAGCCUCACCUGCAGCAGGUGCCAGCCCACUGCUGGGACAGGGGAUGUGGACACGGGAUGGGGACACGCUUGUCCCUCGCUCAGCCCGGCCUGACCUCCCCGCCGCGGUUCCCGCUUGGUCUUUUGAGCCUGCCAGCAAAUUCCCACAGAGCCAUUUUUAGCCCUCGCCUGGCCGGAGCUCCAGCCAGGGCUCCUGGGAGCCCUUUGUGCUCCUGACAACUCUGGCCCACUUUGUAAAUAAAGCAGGGGCUGUUCCUGCUGUGCCAGCCCCCGGCCCCUGCCCUGGCUGUGGGGGGGCCCUGCCCGUCCAUCCCUGGGCACCUCCCAGAGGCUGCACCUGAGACCUGCACGGUGAGACCACAGAGGGAGGGGAAACAACGGCCAAGAGAAAAAAAGAAAAAGUAAUAAUCAUAAAAAAUUACCUUGUCCCAGUCAGAGCCCGUUCCGGGGGUGUUUGGGGUGAGGGGUCGCUGUGCAGGGGAGGGGCCCAGGGGUGAGUUCAAGGGGUCCAGGUGUGUGUGCAGUGUCUGGGUGUGCAUGAACAGUGUCCAGAUGUGCAUGUGCAGUGCCUGGGUGUGCAUGAACAGUGUCCAGAUGUGCAUGUGCAGUGCCUGGGUGUGCACACGUGGUGUUUGGGCGUGUGUCCAGGCGUGCACACACAGCAUCUGUGUGUGUGUGUGUGUGUGUGUGUGUGUGCACAGUCUGUG